Messenger RNA from Vespula vulgaris, 675 nucleotides. Its product is annotated as histone H3.3A. Gene Ontology annotation, cellular component: nucleosome. The record is from RefSeq and is a predicted model, not a curated record. The coding region runs from base 173 to 583 and encodes 136 amino acids. The transcript has 3 exons. NCBI's taxonomy places the organism in Eukaryota, Metazoa, Arthropoda, Insecta, Hymenoptera, Vespidae. Gene Ontology annotation, molecular function: DNA binding; structural constituent of chromatin; protein heterodimerization activity.
CGCUAUAGUUUUGUAUUUAUAUGUGAUCUGUAGUACAAAGCUACGAGAGAGUAAGUGGAGUGAGUAGAGUGAGUAGAGUAGUCAAAUAUCGUUCGGUUAACAAAGCGCUUGUUGAGAGAUUCUCUAAAUUUUUAUUAAACUUUAGAGAACAGUGUAAAACGACCAAUAAACUAUGGCUCGUACGAAGCAAACUGCCCGUAAAUCUACUGGAGGAAAGGCACCCAGAAAACAACUUGCAACAAAGGCAGCCCGUAAAAGUGCACCUUCUACUGGAGGUGUAAAAAAACCACAUCGUUACAGACCUGGAACUGUAGCACUUAGAGAAAUCAGAAGAUAUCAAAAAUCUACUGAAUUGCUGAUAAGAAAAUUACCAUUCCAACGAUUGGUUCGUGAAAUUGCACAAGAUUUUAAAACUGAUUUGCGUUUCCAAAGUGCAGCUAUUGGUGCCUUGCAAGAAGCUUCGGAAGCAUAUUUGGUCGGAUUAUUUGAAGACACAAAUUUAUGUGCUAUUCAUGCUAAACGCGUUACUAUCAUGCCUAAAGAUAUUCAGUUGGCACGAAGAAUUCGUGGCGAACGUGCUUAAAUUACAAACAACUUGCAAUUUUUGUUUCAAUUCAUUUUAUUAUCAUGUCCUGGGACAUUAUCUUACAAAGUAAUUAAAUACAUCGCAAUUCA